GGAAACCAGCUGAGCGAAAGGGUAGAGGAGACAAGAUGGCGGAGUGAGUGGGCUGCGCUUUGUACAGACGGUGGCGGCCCUCGAAGUUUGUCAAAAACUACCAAAAGGAACUGAAAAGAUAGAAAGGCAACGAGACCAGUGGAGGUGUGAUUAAAAAGCCAACUUGCCUCCAGUACAGAGGAGGACCGGAUAUUUCUUCCGCGGCGGUCUUGUCGACAGCGUUAGCUUGAUGCUAACACCACCCAGCGUUAGAUUCGAAUAGGCUGCUACUUCUGGGGUAGCUGGCUGGCCGCUGUAGGCCGUAGCUUUCGUCGGAUUCAGUUUUGAUGUUUAUUCAGUGACACUACAACGGGAUCCGGCGUUCCUCGGAGGGUGAUUUAUUUUAACGCAGAUCCUUAGACGGUAGACUACGAGUAAAGGGAACAAUACCUGGGGAAAUAUAUUUGUCCAACUUGUUUGGUCCGAUUGUUGUCGAUAAGAGCCUUGCGAACAGCGGUCCAUCGACGUUAAGUGGACAUUUAGGACCCCGUAUGCUGUGUUGACAAUCGGGACAGACGACCACACAGAAUUUCCUACAGUGAAUCGGGUGGACAUCGUCAUUUGGUGGAUAUUAUGGCGAGCAGCAGUGGCUCCAAAGCCGAGUUCAUAGUCGGUGGGAAAUACAAGCUUGUUAGAAAAAUCGGAUCGGGAUCCUUUGGCGACAUAUAUCUAGCCAUCAACAUCACAAAUGGAGAGGAGGUAGCUGUAAAACUGGAGUCGCAGAAAGCCAGACAUCCUCAGUUGUUAUACGAAAGCAAGCUGUACAAAAUCCUACAAGGUGGUGUCGGGAUCCCACACAUCAGAUGGUAUGGCCAAGAGAAGGACUACAACGUCCUAGUCAUGGACCUGCUUGGACCCAGUUUGGAGGAUCUCUUCAACUUCUGUUCUCGUCGCUUUACCAUGAAGACAGUCCUCAUGCUGGCAGAUCAGAUGAUCAGCAGAAUUGAGUAUGUACACACAAAGAACUUCAUCCACAGAGACAUCAAACCAGACAACUUUCUCAUGGGCAUUGGCCGUCAUUGUAAUAAGUGUUUAGACUCGUCAGUGGGGAAGAGGAAAAGAAGCUUGGCUGUUAGCUCUUCUCAGGACCCAUCUUUCUCAGGAUUAAACCAGUUGUUCCUUAUCGACUUUGGGUUGGCAAAGAAAUACCGAGACAACCGAACACGACAGCACAUCCCUUACAGAGAAGACAAAAACCUGACUGGCACUGCACGUUAUGCCUCCAUCAAUGCUCAUCUGGGCAUUGAACAGAGUCGCCGUGAUGACAUGGAAUCACUAGGCUAUGUGCUGAUGUACUUCAACAGAACCAGUCUGCCAUGGCAGGGAUUAAAGGCUGCCACAAAGAAGCAGAAAUAUGAGAAGAUCUCAGAGAAGAAGAUGUCCACACCUGUUGAGGUCCUCUGUAAGGGAUUCCCAGCAGAGUUUGCCAUGUACCUGAACUACUGCCGUGGCUUGCGUUUUGAGGAGGCUCCCGACUACAUGUACCUGCGCCAACUGUUCCGCAUCCUUUUCAGGACUCUGAACCAUCAGUAUGACUACACAUUUGACUGGACCAUGCUGAAACAGAAAGCUGCCCAACAGGGGGCCUCCACCGGGGGCCAGGGCCAGCAGGCACAAACCCCCACAGGCAAGCAAACUGACAAACCCAAGCCUAACAUGAAAGUGAAUCUAACCUUGGGGUCAGAGCAGGUGGCUGCUGCUGCUGUUGCUGCUGCUUAUGUUGCUUUCUAAGUAAAAAGCUGGCUAAUCAAUGCGUUCUGUCAAAUUACUGAAACAUUAAAUUAAUAUGUGGAAAUCUGCAAUCUGUGAAUAAAUUACCAAUACAUGGCUUUUCAUCUGCAUACUCUGUAUGAGUAUAAUAAUGUUAUGGGAUUGACAUAGACACUCAUUAACACUCGUCUAGCUCGUUUUCCAAAGGAAGGAUAACACUGCAAAACAAAAGGCACCUUGUUUUGAUAAGGCUCAAUCAAUAGUUAACAAAUAACUGAGCAGCAUGUAUUUUAGAUGUAAACGUAAUCUAUUCAUGUAAGAUAAUGGGACAAAAAUAAAAUCAAUUUAAAUCAAAUAACUAAACAAAUCAAAUUAAACACAGAAAACUGAAAUUGUGACAUCCAAGCAUCAAACCAGCUUAUGUAUCACACAGAUCAUUUAUUUAUUCUAAUGCUUGUAAUGUGUUUUUCUGUUAAUGUCAGUUGUUAACAAAGAGAAUUGGUAUAAUCUGUCUAAAUUUCUUCUCUAUCAUCCUGUAUAAUCUAAUCUGCAGUCAUCUUUAAUUUUAAGUAGCAUUUGUUUCACAUAACACAUACGUCACCAAGCCUUUCCUGCUUAGAUUAAAUGUAAGCAAAGCGUUAUAAUUGUAUUGGAACAUAUACCUUUUUGAAAACGCUGAUCUGGAUGGAUUGAGUUUCACUUUGUAAUCAAGGUUAAAUACAGUUAACCCAGGAUGAUGAGUCACUCAUUCAUACCUGAAACACCUCAGUCAUCCUUCAUCAUAGGGUGUGUUUGUCAGAGGGGAAGGUGUAACCGGUGUUUUAGUUUGAAUCGCCUGCAAUUUCAAUGUUCAAAGUAAUAAAUAAAUAAAAAUGGUACAACUCCAGA
Solea solea (common sole) is the source of this 2637-nucleotide messenger RNA. It is a transcript of the gene csnk1a1, whose product is annotated as casein kinase 1, alpha 1. Gene Ontology annotation, biological process: peptidyl-serine phosphorylation; signal transduction; negative regulation of canonical Wnt signaling pathway. Gene Ontology annotation, cellular component: nucleus; cytoplasm. The record is from RefSeq and is a predicted model, not a curated record. Gene Ontology annotation, molecular function: ATP binding; protein serine/threonine kinase activity. The coding region runs from base 613 to 1770 and encodes 385 amino acids. The transcript has 11 exons. Lineage: Eukaryota; Metazoa; Chordata; Actinopteri; Pleuronectiformes; Soleidae.